UGUUUCUAUUAUUUCAGAUUAACAAUGUAAGUAUUAAGACUGGAGUCUGAGAGUAUGCUUGGAGAGAUAUGAAUUCCUAAAGAAUAGAAUAUGUAAAUCUUACAGGAUGGAGAAUAUGUAAGGAUUGGAGACUAGAGAUUGGAGACUUCAGAGAGAGCGGAGAAGGUAUACAGGAUGGAGCAUGGAGAACUGGUGGAGGAGAUGGCAACAAUUGAUCGUCUCACCACAGCCGAAAGAUUACGGCUAGCAAGGAAGAGAAGGGGACAGCAAUUGAAAAGAUGGGCACAGAGGGAGAGGGAGUACAAUUUGAAGAAGAAGGCCGGCUUGUCCUCGGAGCAGGAGAAGAAGGUUGACAAGAUAACCUUCGUCCCCUCCAUCAUGUUGCUGGAAGCAGCGGCUAGGAAUGAUCUAGAUGAGGUUCGACGGCUCCUGGAGCUCAAGGUUAGUCCUGAUAGUACUAAUGAGGACGGAUUAACAGCUCUCCAUCAGUGCUGUAUAGAUGAUAGUGAAGAAAUGAUGAAAGUACUGGUUGAGUUCGGAGCAGAUGUGAAUGCCGCGGAUUCAGAGCAGUGGACUCCUCUUCAUGCCGCUGCAACCUGCGGUCAUCUUCAUCUUGUCAAAUUCUUAAUCGAGAAAAGUGCAAACCUAUUGGCGGUAAACGGAGACGGAAAUAUGCCCUACGAUAUCUGCGAGGACGAGACUACUCUCUCAUUUAUUGAGAACGAGAUGGCGAAGAGGGGGGUUACCCAGGAUCUUAUUGAUUUAACACGAGCAGAGACUGAAACUAAGAUGCUCAAGGAUCUGAUAGCACUGGCUAAGGAAGAAGGGGACCUGGAGUUCAGAGAUGAGUAUGGUGCAACCCCACUCCAUAUUGCAGCAGCGAACGGAUACCUUCUUGUACUUGAGUUUCUAAUGGACAAUCAUUGUUCAACAGAGGUUACAGACCUAGACCUCUGGCAGCCUCUACAUGCUGCAGCCUGCUGGGGACAUCUUGAGGCAGUAGAGAUACUAGCACAGAACGGAGCAGAUAUCAGUGCUCUCACCAAGUCCGGAGAAACUCCGUUUGAUAUUACCGAGGAUCCGGAUAUUAAAGAUAGAUUAGUCGAGCUUGCAGAACAGAGACUGAGAUUGUCGGAACCCAGGGGGAAACGUGGUCGUUCCUCCUCAACCCGAACCCACUCAAUCCGUAGAACUUCACUCCGGGAUAAGAUGAAAACUACGAAGAAGGAUGUGACUGAGGAAGGAUUGAUUUAUAUGAAAACAGUAACGAAACCCUCUAGAGAAGAAUCCAACCUGGACGAACUUCAACACUCGGACGAUGUUGUUGAUGUUGGAGACGUUCAGUUAAACAUUCCCACCUCCUUCUCCUCUCCGUCCAAUAAACCAGUUCAACAUGUUUCUCCUCAACCCAAGAGCGUAGACCUGGAAAGUCCUCCGGUUCGUCCCUCCAGGUCCGACCGGAGACAAUCUAAUCUUGAGGAUCAGUCUCCGAGUAUAACUGCAAGUCUGGUACCUCCAACCGGAUCCUCUUCAAUGUGGCCGAAUAGUAGUAGUGGAACCGAACCAAUAAACAUCCAUGUUUCCGUUACCAUUAACCCAGGAGUGGUUUCACAGAGUAAUUUCUCCUCCUCCGGAACCCUGGCGGACCUCAAGCGAACUAGAUCCCAGAACCGGGUUUCAGGAAGCAAUUCAUCAUCAAAUAUAUCCAUCAACUCGACAUCAGGGAUGGAGAAGGAACCUGUUGUCAAUAUGAAACCUCACGUUGAGCGGAGAGAGAGAUUAAUAUCUCAGGAGAAUACAGGCUCUACUUCUAGUCCAUCCAGCGGCAGGAAGAAGUUUGCAGCCAGUAGUGUUGAAGUGGUUGGACCACCGCCGGGUAAAAAAGGAUGCUGCCAAAUAUUCUAAAUUUACAUUUAUUCUUCAAGCAAAUUCUGCUCUGAUGUUAAGUACUUUGACAUUAAACAAGAUCAAUGAUCUCGUUUCUAACUAAUCAAUGAACUAAAUUAAAUGAUGAUCACGUGACUAAAGUACCACCUGAAUCUGACACACGAAGAUGACAUUUUAGUAGAUCUUCUUUUUCAGGAGACACAAGUUUUAGAAGAAUAUAUCAUAACUAAUUAAACAUUAUUAUAUUUAACAGCUGAUGCUUUUGUGACUUGUCAAAAUCUGUCAAAUAAGAAGUGAUGGAAAAUGAGCACAAGUAUUUUGCACAUACUGGUGAUAAAGCUAGAACUGAAACAUAUCCAUCAAUUGGAACAAUUCGUCCCGAUUUUACAAUUGUUCAGAUCAAAAGUGUUGUUACCGUACCGCUGUACCUAGAUUCAAACUCUUCUAACCGUUAUCUAAAUGUUGACACGACCACUUUGUUGUAAUCAACUGAUUGCAUAACAUUUUGCUGACAAUUUCCAAAAAUAUUUUCUAAAGCUGAAAAAUUCCUUUUUUAAAUAAUUCUGUUCUGUAUUCUUUAUCCUGUGUUCCGUAAUUUUGAUCUCGCAUUUUAUAAAAAAAAAAUUAUUUUUCCUUAUUUAAAAUUGUUAGAUCCUGUCCCGAAAUAUUUCCCUGUUAAACCGUCCUAACAAACUUUUCUGUAAUAAUUCUAGAUCUCAACCUCUGCAUGUGAGCGGAUUUGAUAAGUUCUACGCAUUUUUAAAAAAAAUUCAACGAUAAUAAUAGACAUCGCAAUCGUUAUUUAAGAACUGUUCGUAGGUAAAUCUGUUCUGUGUAUGAAAUCAAAAAUCAAAAUUUAAUAAAAUAUGUUAAAGUUAUAUUGUAAUGCUUUGUCUUGGUUGUAAAUACGGGAACCCGGAACCGAUCAAAUUUGAUAAAAUAUUAAAUUUUGUUUUUAAAUCAACACAAACUUCUGAUACUAUUUAAUGAUGCUAUUUAAAAAUUUUGAUCGGUUACGCUGAUUGCCCUGCAAAAUAAUGCAUAUUGUAAUUAUCCUGUCUUGUUAAGCUCGGUGCAAUGAGAUACCACUUAAAGGGACAGAAAAAGCGUUAUUUCAUUUGAUCUUCCACGCACAAAGGGUAAGGCCCGAUUUAUAAUGAGAACAGAGAUAUGUGUGUGUAAACUCAUCAAAACCCACGUGUAUUCAGCUGCGAAUUCCGGUGUGCGUUGCGUACAGUCUGACCUCAACACGUUGCCCUCUUUUAAUGGAGGGUCAUUUGAACUAACGCUUACAGUCCCUUUAAACUCAGUGCAGUGAUAAUACCUGACCGCUUAAACAUUAAAAUUAUAAUUUUGUUUUAGUCACUUUCUUUACUUAUUCCGGGUUUCAAAAUUUGUAAUAUUUUUAAAAUUGUGACUUUUUUUGAUUCUCCUUUUUUAUACUUAUAAUCUUAGUAUAUUGGCUUUCAUGUUGUAGUCCAUAUCUUUGUUUUACAAAUAAUGGUGUUCAAGUCCAUUAAAAUUUAAAGAAAUGAUUUAAAUUUCCAUUUCAACUGGCAAACUACUUGAAGAUCAACAUCUGGUUCUCAGGCUUAAUCUGAGACAUUUUUAAUGACAAUUUUUCUUACUAGAACAUUCGGGGAAUUUUUAAAGCAAUAUUCUCAAAUAAUCUGUGAGUAUCUACAUGUUUUCAACUGAACCCAUACUAUUUAGAGGCAAAUUCCUUAUCGCAAUAUUCUCAAAUAAUCUUUGAGUAUCUACAUGUUUUCAACUGAUUCCAUAUUAUUCAGGGGUACGAUAAAACGCAUAUUCCUUGUAGCACAAUUGUCCAGUGUCAUAAACUACUAUAUUCAAAUGCAUUUAGUUUGUGUACAAUAUACAUUAUAAAUGAAUUCUUCGUGUUAUUUUUUUUUAAUAAAAUCCGCUGGUAUUUAUUCUGCAUUCCAUAACAGUAGUACAGAUUUAAAAAUAGAUGUAUUAAUAAACAUUCAAGUCCA
Messenger RNA from Eurytemora carolleeae, 3884 nucleotides. RefSeq names its product protein phosphatase 1 regulatory subunit 16A. Lineage: Eukaryota; Metazoa; Arthropoda; Copepoda; Calanoida; Temoridae. Gene Ontology annotation, molecular function: phosphatase regulator activity; enzyme inhibitor activity; protein binding. Gene Ontology annotation, cellular component: cytoplasm. The coding region runs from base 175 to 1905 and encodes 576 amino acids. The record is from RefSeq and is a predicted model, not a curated record. The transcript is spliced from 8 exons.